AUGAACGCCGACGCAAACCUGACGGAUUUUCAGUGCGAGUAUCCAUCGAUUGAUCUCACUUUUCAAAUUAAGCUUUUACUUGCAUUCGCUUAUGGAUCGGUUGGAGCUCUUAGCUUGGUUGGAAAUCUAGCUGUAUUGCUCAUCGUUGUCUGCCGACGAGAGAUGCAAACCGUAACCAAUAUCUUCAUCAGCAGUGUCUCUGCAGCAGACUUGGUCAUCACUAGUUUCUCACUAUGGGCCACGCCAAUGGCUUACUAUCAACGUGUAUGGUACUUUGGAAAGUACAUGUGCUAUAUGGUAUCUAUUAUCCAAGGUCUAUCCCUUAUGUGGGUCCCAUUGACCCUUGCAGCUGUUGCAUUGGAUCGCUACUGUUUAGUAGCAUCUCCGUUCCGGCAGCCAAUGUCUAAAAAGACAUGUCUACUGAUAAUUGCUGGAAUCUGGCUGGGCGGUUUUGCCGUUCUCUCUCCAAUGAUCAGAAUGGUGGAUUUUGUUGACAGCUAUGGACCAUGCCAUUUCUGCUUGGAAUCUUGGGACCAUGACAAACAACACUACCGCCUAUUCUACGGAUUAUCAGUGCUUGUCAUCCGCUCCGCCAUUCCACUAAUUUUAAUCUCAAUUUGCCAUUGGAGAAUCGCCCACAUUCUGAACACCCAGACAAAGAAAUUUCAAACGCUUCGUAGUGCCAGCACGGCAACUCAAUCAACCGACAUCCGCCGUAAGCAACGUCUGCAGACCCUCCUCCUCGCCAUGGUUGUCAUUUUCGCCGUGUCCAGUCUCCCAUUAGACCUUUCAAAUGUUUUGCAAGACUUGAUCUUCGUGUAUCAGGUCCGACCGGUUCCGGACAACGUGCGCCACUUUAUCUUCUUCUUCUGUCACUGGCUCGCCAUGGCUGGAACUUUGCUCAACCCACUGGUCUACGCAUACUAUAAUGAAAAUUUUAGGCGCCAAUUCCAAUCUUUCCACACGUGUUUCGGCGGUAUCAGAGGACAAGGAGAAUUCAAACGAGGGCUCUAUUCGAUUGUGUCCGGGAGAUAUUCAUACAGAGCAGACGACGAAGCCAACCAUACCAACCAACCAGAUUGUCAAAGACAACAAACAACUCGGAUUGAGUUGGCCAAUAAUGCUGAAAUCGAAGUUCUUCGCACUGAUCUCUAA
Messenger RNA from Caenorhabditis briggsae, 1155 nucleotides. It is a transcript of the gene Cbr-npr-7, whose product is annotated as Protein CBR-NPR-7. The record is from RefSeq and is a predicted model, not a curated record. Gene Ontology annotation, molecular function: neuropeptide Y receptor activity; neuropeptide binding. The coding region runs from base 1 to 1155 and encodes 384 amino acids. The transcript has 9 exons. NCBI's taxonomy places the organism in Eukaryota, Metazoa, Nematoda, Chromadorea, Rhabditida, Rhabditidae. Gene Ontology annotation, cellular component: neuron projection; plasma membrane. Gene Ontology annotation, biological process: G protein-coupled receptor signaling pathway.